Messenger RNA from Polychytrium aggregatum, 1102 nucleotides. RefSeq lists its product as uncharacterized. The coding region runs from base 148 to 918 and encodes 256 amino acids. The transcript has 6 exons. Gene Ontology annotation, molecular function: RNA binding. NCBI's taxonomy places the organism in Eukaryota, Fungi, Chytridiomycota, Chytridiomycetes, Polychytriales. The record is from RefSeq and is a predicted model, not a curated record.
GGCCCUGCCCGCAUCUGCCCCGCUCGCAUCCGCAGAUCAUAUCCGUGUCGGCGCGACCAGAUCUCUCUCUGUUCUGUCGCAGCUCAGUCGGUUGCCUCAGUUCCGCAUCUCCACCUCUCCCGAACGUUGCUUCAACUUCCAAGAGCCAUGUCAGAGGCCAACUACUCUAGCGAGGAGCAGCCCCAGCUCGAUGUCUCGGCAAACGCCUACCCUCACUCGACCUCUCCGGACAACCAAAAUGAACAUGGCGGGUUUUCUGAGCGAGGACGCUCCAAAUCACCCACACACCGCCAAUCUGAAAGGGCAAGCAGCCCCGACACCCAGAACCCUGGAAACAACCUGUUUAUCAGCGGUCUUUCGCAGCGCACCCGCGAGGAAGACCUAGAGGGCAUAUUCCAUAAGUUUGGUCCGAUCAAAAAAUGCAACAUUGUUUACGAUCCCCACAGCCGCGUUUCCAGAGGCUUUGCCUUUAUUACCUUUGAGGAGGUUUCAUCCGCCGAUAAGGUCGUCACAGCGAGCACAUCUGGCGAAGUAUUCGAGAUUCACGGCAAGAUCCUUUCCGUCCAAAAGGCUCGUCGCAACCGCCCUCGUACCCCUACUCCUGGGCAGUAUCAAGGCUCGGAGCGCAACAGAUCGACCCAUCAUCCCUACCGCCGACCCGGCGAUCGUUUCGAUGAGCGACGCGAUUUCCCUGCUCGCCUUGACCGUCGCGAGCCCUAUCCUCGAAACGAUCGCUACGACGAUCGACGCUACGAUGAGCGACGCUACGAUGACCGCCGCUUUGAUGAUAGACGAUACGAUCGCGACGCCUAUGAUCGAUAUGGCCCCGCUGAUCGCGGGUUUGACCGAGUGGAUCGAAGAAGGGAAGAGCCCGAUCGCUACCGCGGCUAUGAUGACCGCGAUAGACGGAUGCGAUAAAUGCAUUUGUGGCGAUACCGGCGAGGGGGGGGGUGCUGAGAUCGAUGUCCGGCAUUUCUGGAUCCUGAAUGAAUACAGAUACACUUAAUUCAGGGGGAAAUGGGCCACCGCCCUUUCCAUAAACAUGUAUGCGAUGGCAUGCGUCAAGCAAUGCCAUAAGAAAUAUAACAGAUCACUUUGGCAG